AUGGAUACAGAAUAUUCCAAAAGAGUGUACCAAGGCGUUCGAGUCAAGCACACAGUCAAAGACCUACUGGCGGAGAAGCGAUCCCGACAGACAAAUGGGCCCAGAUACAGCGGAGGAUCAACCACUCCACCUUCUUUUGUCCAGAUGCCAGGGUCUCACAUGCUGCCCAGCUACUACGGCAUGAGGCGCUCCUUCAUCUCUGAGUCAGACUUCUGCCCGUCCACCAAGCAGUUCUCCCCUGAUGUCUAUUCUCCAACACUGAGUGGUAAAGCUCUGGGCUGCGAGGCCUCCACCAUGAGCAGCUACUCCUCCUUCAUUGACAGCUACUAUCCGGAGACUUUCGGUGAUUACCGCAGCGCCGCCGCCUUUUCCAGCUCAGGAGGAUCCUUCCUGCCCUCAUCGGCCCUCUCAUCCCUGCUGCCUCCCUUUGGUGGAGAGUCCUCGCAUUUAUUUCUGAGAGACUCGUGGGAACAGUCGGUUCCAGAGCCAGUAUCCCAGGUGGAGGCUCUGUGUCCUGACAGCCUGACCUCCGUCAGUGUCCCACCCUCCAUGCACAGCCCAGAACCCCCGGGAAGCCCCUCCCAGUACCGCUCCCCCAGCCGAGGCUCCUCCAUGGGUCACGUCUCCAGCAGCCAGCCCUACACCUUGCACUCCCUGGAGGAAACCCACUACCACCCUUUAACUACCAGCAGCUCUUACGCGGUCCCUUCCACCUCCUUCCCCUGCCCUUCCUACAUGAGCACCCCCAUCAGCGACCUAGUGUCCAAGAUGGUGACGGAGGAGGCGGCUGCCAGCCUCCACCCCAACAGCGAGGCUCACUCCUCCUGGGCCAAAGAGGACGGAGUGAGCUCCUGGUCGCCCUAUGAGAUCAGGAGGGCCUACUGA
Messenger RNA from Cottoperca gobio, 885 nucleotides. RefSeq names its product POU class 2 homeobox associating factor 2 (gene pou2af2a). Gene Ontology annotation, molecular function: POU domain binding; sequence-specific DNA binding; transcription coactivator activity. NCBI's taxonomy places the organism in Eukaryota, Metazoa, Chordata, Actinopteri, Perciformes, Bovichtidae. Bases 1 to 885 code for a protein of 294 amino acids. Gene Ontology annotation, cellular component: nucleus. The record is from RefSeq and is a predicted model, not a curated record. The transcript is spliced from 5 exons.